Molecule: messenger RNA, 4961 nt
Organism: Blastomyces dermatitidis ER-3
Lineage: Eukaryota; Fungi; Ascomycota; Eurotiomycetes; Onygenales; Ajellomycetaceae
Product: transcription initiation factor TFIIH subunit 4
Exons: 4
Coding region: 173-1630 (485 amino acids)
Biological process (GO): nucleotide-excision repair
Cellular component (GO): transcription factor TFIIH holo complex; transcription factor TFIIH core complex
Molecular function (GO): double-stranded DNA binding; ATPase activator activity
Source: RefSeq, a predicted model, not a curated record
UAAUCACCUCACGUCUCUAGCUUCUGCUCUUCGCUCACUGGGGAUGAAUUAACUAUUGUCUUGAGCUUCUUGAACCUCAACCUAUCGCCUGGCUGGGAUCGCUAUGAUAGAUCGGUGACAACUAUAGCACGGCGACUGCCCCAACAGCCUCCGUCUUGGAAAGAAAAUAAAAAUGGCUGUGUCAUCUUCCCGAUCGAUGGACUACCUGGAAAGUUUGCCAGGAACUGUCUUCCGCAGACUCUACCAGCAGCCAUCCACGGCUCUAGCAAUCUUUCGGCGAAUGUUGCCGCACCUGGCAAAAUGUUUCGUCAUGGCGCUUCUCUACCUUAAGGAUCCGCUGCCUGCCGCGGAUCUAGAACUAUGGGUGAAGCCAGAGAGUAAACGCGAGAGAGACAACGCGCUAUCGAUCUUGGGCAGACUCCAUAUCCUGUCAAAUACUACUACCUCGGAUAAUGUCAGGGCAUAUACUGUUACGGAUCCCUUCGCAUCAUCGCUUCGACAGGCCCUUACAGGAGGGAAUAAGCAGCAGUCCUUUGGAGUUCCGUCCCUAACCGCUGAUGAAAACCCUAUGACCGUUGCUCUACUAGACGACUAUGCACGGAGUCAGUGGGAAGGCGUUCUGGGUUAUAUGGUUGGAACCAGCGCUCUGGGGGUACAGCAAGCAGUCACGCUAAGCAAGGGCGUAAAACAACUCCUCCAAGCCUGCCAUCUCGUUGAAAUCCGCGACCGAAGAGUCGAAAUCACAAAGGACGGCUUCGCCUUCGUCCUUCAGGACCUCAACACCCAAGUCUGGCACAUCUUAAUUCUCUAUGUUGAAAACGCGGAACAAAUAGGCAUGGACAGCGUCGAAGUCCUGUCUUUCCUCUUCGUCCUCAGCAGCCUCGAACUCGGCCAGUCAUAUGAAAAGAAACAUCUCACAUCGACCCAACUCAAGACCCUCGCAGACCUCACUGAUUUCGGCAUUGUGUAUCAGCAUCCCCCCCACCAAGAAGCAACUCGAUUCUACCCUACUCGCCUAGCCACAACCCUUACCUCCGACUCUAUCACCCUUGGCAGCUCCAUCUCCAGCAGCCUCACCGCACCCAGCGGAGGGCCCGCCGCAGUCUCCAAUGAGCCCGGAACAGGCUUCAUAAUUAUAGAAACCAACUACCGCCUAUACGCCUAUACAUCCUCCCCCCUCCAAAUAUCCCUAAUCUCUCUAUUCACAACUCUAAAAUAUCGCUUCCCCAACCUCAUCACGGGCAAAUUGACACGCCAAUCCAUCCGACGCGCCGUAGAAAUGGGCAUCACGGCGGACCAAAUCAUCUCCUACCUAACCACGCACGCCCACCCGCAAAUGCGCAAAUACCACGCGUCAAAAUCCGGCGCGAACCCCGCCGGCGUUCCAGCCGUUCUCCCGCCUACAGUUGUUGACCAGAUCCGUCUCUGGCAACUGGAGCGGGACCGGAUAAAAGCCACGCCAGGCUUCCUGUUUAAGGACUUCGUUAGUCUGGCGGAGUUUGAGGGCCCGUGUAGAUACGCCGAGGAGAUUGGGGUGUUGUUGUGGAAGUCAGAGAAGAGGCGGAUGUUCUUUGUCACGCGGCAUGAGCAGGUUGCGGCGUAUUUAAGGAGUAGGGCUGGAAGAACCUAGGUGAUUUCCAUACAGGUGGAGCUAAAAGAUAUCUUGAAGCUUUGAUUGUUUUCUUUAACGGGGAAUAAAAGCAAAAGCAAAGCCCAAUAGCACGAGAUCCACUCCAAUCUUUAUUAACCCAUGUCCCCUAGCUCUCAUUGCGUUUCGGGUCCGAACCAAAUAUGCGAAAUAAAAAUCCUGAACAUCACAAAGUAUUUCGUGAAUCGUCCAAUGAGGGGUAUUAGUUUGCAAAAGCAAAAAUCAACAGAAAUUUGGAAACCAAGAAAAAGAAACAAGAAACAAAUCGCACCACUCAAGCCAAACUCUUCCGAACCGUCCUAAACAUAUUCAUCAAUCCAAUCCCUCCGGCGCCGGCAAUACCACCGCCUGUCAGAGUCCCACCCUCACUCCAUUUCCGCUUCCUAUCAGCCACCUCCCUAUCCGAUAUGAGCGUGCCAUCACUUAGAUCCGCCGUACUAUCACGGUACCCCUGCUUACCUCCAGCAGCACGAGCAUCAGCACCAACACCAGCAUCACGCACGAACCACUUGGACCACCGAUUACCAAAACAUCUUGAAUAGGCGUCUCGAAAUUCCAGGAAGCUUACUCGUGCCUCAGCAGUUGAGCAGGCGUUUUCCAAAAAAUCGAAAGCGCGCUUGGCCCGUUGGUCGUUCAGGGUUGCGGUGGAGGAUGAAGUGAUAUAGUAGUAUGCUAGUGCAGCUGAACUGUCAUAUCCUGUGGCCGCGUCUGAUUCCUCUUUGAAUGAGUCUUCGUGGUGGAAGGCAUUGACCAAGGUGGAGAAGCGACCUAACCAAUACUGGCGUGGUUGGGCGGUGGUGACCUAGGGAAUCAAGGGGUUCCGUUGUUAGCGCGAUGCACAAGGUUGAGCCAUUACAAUUCUAGGGGUACGAAAAGAGGUACCCGACUUACGGUUUGGAUGUCAUCGCCAUUAUUAGGCGAGGGACACGGGGAGAUGAGUUCCUCCAUUGGGCGUUGCUCUCUCAAGUUCGUUGGCUGCUGUAAAUCCGAGACACAAGCAUCCUUUAUCGCAGCAUCUGGGGGGUUAUUUCGACCUCUAAAGCUCCUUAAAGAUGCUGUAUCUUCACAAUCAUUAAAGAUACUGUACUUGCUACGAGCAUUUCUCUGGUAUCGAUUAAUGAAGCUUUCGGUGGGUGCAGAGUAGCCAGGAAGUUUAGAAUAUGAUGCCAGGUUUAUAGCUGUCAGACUUUUUGGCAAUGAGCGCCCUUUUGGGCCCAAUAAUGGCUGUUGCUUGGGAGAAAAACAAUGCUGUGAUCCGAAGGAUCCAGCUGGCGGAUUAUUGGCUAUUUGUGCUAUUUGUGCGUUUGCUGCAUUUGUCGGUUUCUGCCGCAUUCCCCCUAUUUGCUUCUGCUGUUGAUGUUGCUGCUCUGGGCCUGAUUGUUCAUGUGAAGCCCUCUUGUUUUUUGAUCGUGAUUGGUGGUGCGACAAAGAUGAUCCAUGUCUUAGGCUACUAAAGGAAGAAAACGUGGUUGAUUUCGGAAGCGGGAGCCCCGCGUUUGUAUUUCUUCUAGGAUAUCUGUCUAGUUGGGGACUGGGCAAUGGAAUUCGUGACACCUGGGAUUGCGCUCUUCCCUCUUUUAAUGUCCCGCAUUUGACACGCUGUUUUCCUCCGUUUGUCUGACGUAGUUCAGAUGGGUUCUUAUGCGAGAUGCUUGGUUCCUCUGGUCCAGGUUGCUGGAGGUCCAUGCUCCCUGGCUUUCCGUUUAAACCCGGGCUAUCCUUAACGGAACUGGUUACUCCCAUCAAUGUUUGGGUUUGAUCCCUUGAAUUUGCCCAUGGUAUCAAUGAUGCCCUCCCCAUGGUGUGUGUUACGGGUGCCAUGGCCCCUUCAGAUCGCAACUGUGAAACUCCUGGGCUGGGUGGACAUGGGCUGCUCGUGAACGACGUUGCAGGGGUCGUACCGUAACUUGAAUCCCCGGCGUUUGUGUGACGUUGCCUGCGAUGAAAUGUAUUCCUUGCGAAGGCUUGGAGGGAUUUUGUUAGGGACGACUUACGUCGACAAUCCUGGGAAGCGCCGUUGUCUUUAGAAUUGCGAGGACAGGCAUAUAGAUGGGGGGAGGAGGAGGCAGGAUAUCGUGCCAGAGGCAUGUUUGUUUGGCUUAGGCGCAAGCACUCGAAGACCUUCAGGGUAUGUAUAUAUCUUGUUUACGUUAGAUGUAUGGGUGAGGAGGUUUGCUAUCAUCGGGAUCUUUAGACAGGUCGUAAGACUUUAGGGAGAAUAAUAGGACUAUAAACUCCAGAGAAAGAGAUAUGAUAUUGUUAGUUCAAAUAUAAACAUUAAACACAGAAAUGUGGAAUUGAAAGAAAAACAAAGUGUUAAGUGUUGUUGUGGACGUGAAAAUGAUAGAAGUCAUGUUCCUCUGGUAGACGUCCCAUAUUACUGCUUUAGGAAGUAUGUUUGGCUUCGUCUGACUUCCACCGUAGUUGGCAUCCUUACACCACAUAAUACAGACAAAAAAAGAGCACUAUUCACUGUGCUGUGCUCUUCAAUAAAAGAGCCAGAGUGACAAACAGUCCUAACCUAAAAUGGCACCCAAGAUAUAGGGAUGUGUGGAACUCCAACCCCUAUUCCGCUCCGACGACGAUAUCUCCCUCAGACACCUUCACGGCGCUACCACUCAAUUGGAUUUUAUCGACCUCUUUACCCCCAUCCUUUAACACAGCCUUCAGUCCAAUAUCACUCCUCCUCCCCAUCUCCACCCCCUGAACAACAUGGAACAACGUCUCCUUUUCGUUUCCACUCCCGGUCCCGCCUCCCUGCCCCGUAAGCACCAAGUAGGAGACAAGCCCACUCGCAGCGCUCCCAGUCGCCGGAUCCUCAGUAGUGUCAAAAAACAUGCGGCUGCGAAUCACAUUUGUCUUCCGCACCUCAUCCCAUACGUCUUUCACAAAGAAAUAUACAUGAAGGGGUAUUCCCGCGUCCCAGCCAGGGUCAAAAUAACCUCCCGCCUCCGUGCUUAUCGCAGGGAAGCUACAAUUUCCGCUGGCUACCGUUGCUGUAGCCAAUGCUUCCAAAUUGGGUAACUGGACAUGUGCAGCUGUCAUACCCUUAACAACCGAGACGAUAGGGAACCCGUCUGCGUGCGCACUGCCGAGAUAUGGUUCCAUAGAUGGAUGCAGUUUAAGCAGAUCCGCCAGAGCAAAUCUUCUCGAGUGGAUAUGCACGUUGUGCGGAAUGAACGCAGAGACCAUAGUGGGGUCCUCCGUGGAUAUGGAGACGUGGAUAUCUCCGGCCUUGGUGGUAAUAGUUGAUGGAGGAGCCUCAUUACUAUUACUUGACUUGGCGUGCUGCAGCAGCCAUGAUGUUGCGCCG